Messenger RNA from Pseudoliparis swirei, 2457 nucleotides. RefSeq lists its product as uncharacterized. The record is from RefSeq and is a predicted model, not a curated record. The transcript has 3 exons. The coding region runs from base 1 to 2457 and encodes 818 amino acids. Lineage: Eukaryota; Metazoa; Chordata; Actinopteri; Perciformes; Liparidae.
AUGCAAGUUGGUCCUCAGCCCCCUGCAGAGGCCCAGCCUUCAGUCUACCAGCCCCAGAGGCCCAGCUACCAGCCUUCAGUCUACCAGCCCCAGAGGCCCAGCUACCAGCCUUCAGUCUACCAGCCCCAGGAGCAAAUUCGGAAACCCAAGCAAAACUCCCAGAAGCGUCCUCAAUCCAACCCCAAUGCAAAAGAUUCCUUCCAGACCAAAACUGGCAUGUGGGAUUUUGUCUCUCCCCAGAAUGGAAGAAGAUUUGAGUCUGGUAUUGCUUCAAGUCGGGGAAUUGUUAUGCAAGCUGGUCCUCAGCCCCCUGCAGAGCCCCAGUCAUCAGUCUACCAGCCCCAGAGGCCCAGCUACCAGCCUUCAGUCUACCAGCCCCAGAGGCCCAGCUACCAGCCGUCAAGGCCCAGCUACCAGCCUUCAGUCUACCAGCCCCAGAGGCCCAGCUACCAGCCUUCAGUCUACCAGCCCCAGAGGCCCAGCUACCAGCCGUCGGUCUACCCUCCCAGGCCCCAGCAGCCCGGCUACCAUUCCACGUCCCAGCAAGUGGUGAUUCAAACACAACCUGCCAUAUGGCAGUUCUUUUCUGCUGAUGGAGGCUUUUCUGAUCCUAAGGUGGCGACCGGCUCCCCAUCCAAGCACCAGCAACUUCCUCAAACCAACCCCAAUGCAGAUGGUGUCUUCCAGACCAAAGCUGGCAUGUGGGACAUUUUUUCCCCUAAUGGUGGAAGUUCUGGUCCUGAUGUGCAUCCCGGGUACCAACCCAAGCCCCGGAAACCCGGCUUCCCGACCAAGCCCCAGCCUCAACAAGGGGUGCUUCAAACCAAAGCUGGCAUGUGGGAUAUUUUUGCCCCGGAUGGUGGCAGUUCUGGUCCUAAUGUGCAACUGGGCAACCCACCCAAUCCCCAGAAACUUGGCUUCCCACUCAAGCCUCAACAAGGGGUGCUUCAAACCAAAGCUGGCAUGUGGGAAUUUUUUUCCCCUGAUGGUGGCAGUUCUGGUCCUAAUGUGCAACCCGGAUUCCCAACCAAGCCCCUGCAGAUCGUCUUCAAGCCCCAGAAGUCUGGCUACCAGCUGAAGCCAAAGCAGGCUGGCUACCAGCUUAAUCUGAAGCUCCUGACAUGGGUAGCCACUUCAUCUGGCUAUCUGCCCAAGACCCAGCUGGGGGUGCUUCAAACCAAAGCUGGCAUGUGGGAUAUUUUUGUCCCGGAUGGCGGUGCCGGUCCUAAUGAGCAACCCGGGUCGCCACCCAAGCCCCAGAAACCCAACUUCCGACCCAAGCCCCAGAAACCCAGGUUCCCGCCCCAGCAGGGAGUGCUUCAGACCAAAGCUGUCAUGUGGGACAUUUUUUCUCCCGAUGGUGGCAGUUCUGGUCCUAAUGUGCAACCCGGGUCCCCACCCCAGCUCCCGAAGAUCGUCUACAAGCCCCAGAAGUACGGCUACCAGCCGUCAGUCUACCAGCUGAAGCCAAAGCCCAAGCAGCCUGGCUACCUGCCGUCCAUCUACCAGCUUAAGCUAAAGCCCCCGACUGGCUACCCAUCUUGGUCUGGCUACCUGCCCAAGCCCCAACUGGGGGUGCUUCAAACCAAAGCUGGCAUGUGGGACAUUUUUUCCAAUGAUGAUGGUGGUUCUGGUCCUAAUGUGCAACCCAGGUCCACGUCCCCAGCAAAGCCCCAGAAAACCAGUUUCCAGCUCGAACGAGAGGUGCUUCAAAUCCCCGAUAAUGUGCAGCCCAGGUCCCUAUCCCCGACCCAGCAGGGGGUGCUUCACACCAAACCUGGCAUGUGGGACAUUUUUUCUUCUGUUGGCAUUUCUAGUCCUAAUGGAAAGCCUGCAUUCUCAUACCAACCCAUCUACCAGCCCCAGCAUCCCAUCCACCAGCCCCAGGAGUUCAUCCACCAGCCCCUGCAGCCUGGCUACCAGCCAUCUCUCUCGGUGCACCAGCAGCCCAUCCAGGAGCCCAGCCACCAGCCCCAGGAGCCCAUCCACCAGUCCGGCUACCAGCCCAAGGAGCCCAUCCACCAGUCUGGCCACCAGCCCAAGGAGCCCAUCCACCAGUCCGGCCACCAGCCCCAGGAGCCCAUCCACCAGCCCCAGGAGCCCAUCCACCAGUCCAAGGAGCCCAUCCACCAGUCCAGCCACCAGCCCCAGGAGCCCAUCCACCAGUCCGGCUACCAGCCCCAGGAGCCCAUCCACCAGUCCGGCUACCAGCCCCAGGAGCCCAUCCACCAGUCCAAGGAGCCCAUCCACCAGUCCAGCCACCAGCCCCAGGAGCCCAGCCACCAGCCCCAGGAGCCCAUCCACCAGUCCGGCCACCAGCCCCAGGAGCCCAUCCACCAGUCCGGCCACCAGCCCCAGGAGCCCAUCCACCAGCGCCAGCUAAUCGGAUUUCAAAGCAAAGACGGUAUUUGGGAAUUCUUUUCUCAGGAUGGAAGGGUUUCUGUCCCUGAUGUUUAG